This is a messenger RNA of Vavraia culicis subsp. floridensis, 692 nucleotides long. RefSeq lists its product as uncharacterized. The coding region runs from base 1 to 609 and encodes 202 amino acids. The record is from RefSeq and is a predicted model, not a curated record. Lineage: Eukaryota; Fungi; Microsporidia; Pleistophoridae. The transcript has a single exon.
AUGGAUAUGCUCUUCAUGUUCGUUUGUUUUACUGCCUGCUCUUCUGUUUUUUUAAAUAUCGAAUGCGACCCUGAUGAUGGUACUUGGCAGGAUGAUUUGUCCCCUGACCUACCUUAUAAGAGAAAAGAACUUGCCAAUGGGGAUGAGUCGUUUCACGUGAAAGGUUGCUUUGUAGGGUUUGCCCAGAAGAAUAGCAGCGGAAUCGUGACCGGCCUUAGGAUGCGGGUAAGUGGAAAUCUUCCUGGCGAUUACAUUCUUGCAGUCGGUUACGCCUUAGGCUGGGUGUCGCGAGAUAAAGCAAUGGAGUUGCGGGAAGCAGCCAAGGCUAUUGAUUUCGGGCUCACGUGUCUCGUUCCCAAUUCGUGGAAAUCCAGGCAUGUUAAAGAAGAGGGUAAUUUUCGUACCGAAUGGGUAACGGAAGACCUGUUCAAGGAAAAAAUUGACUGGCUUUUUAUGUUUAAGCGUAGAUAUGAGGGUGAGAAUGGGUCUUUAUCGAUUUCUGGGAAGUCGAAAGUCGAGCUUGAUGAGGUGAAAGAGCGUGUGGUUUUUCUCCACACUCACAGCCCUAUUCGUUUUUCCGAAGAGCCUGUCGGGUGCUCAAUUCAAUAAAAAGUUGAUUAUUGGUUGAUUUGGUCUGGGUGGUUUGCGUUAUGUGGUACAGGCUCUUCUUCGGAAAGAUGGUUCUCUGUUGU